Guillardia theta CCMP2712 is the source of this 2124-nucleotide messenger RNA. RefSeq lists its product as hypothetical. The record is from RefSeq and is a predicted model, not a curated record. Lineage: Eukaryota; Cryptophyceae; Pyrenomonadales; Geminigeraceae. The transcript has 22 exons. Bases 1 to 2124 code for a protein of 707 amino acids.
AUGCCUUCAUGGCGGUGGGUUGCGAUCCUGGCGAUUCUUGUGGCGGCUGAGGGAGGCGGAGGAGGAGGUGGGGGAGGAGGCGGAGGAGCUGACGCACAGAAAGAUGAGCUUCUUGCUGAGCUUCUGAAGCCCUCUGAUGGCGAAGUGUGGAGAAGACAGAGCGUUGAAGUUGAGUUUAGGGCUGGGGGAUUCGGAGGCGGGUUCGGGAUCCUCGAGCUUGAUGGUAGACAGAUCCAUCGCGUCAAGGAAGGACACAUGUCCCUUAUCCUCUCCGAUGAGAAGGUCAUGGCUGACGGCAUACACACGCUGCGCCUGACUCUCUUCGACUCGCUGGGCACUCCCCUGGCAUCUUCCUUCAAUCACACUGAGGUGAGGUUUAUCGAGUAUGCUGGAGCUGAGCUCCUCCAUCCGGCUGAAGCUCCUGCUCUCAGAUUGGACGGGGAGACCGUUGAGGAGAAGGAGUUGACUCCCGCGGAGGGAGCCCCCCGAAGCACGCAGGAGAACGUCUUCAUGGAGCUGCCCGUGAUGCCUGAUGGUCAACACUACCUGGAGGUGACCUUCACGUCCCAAGGGGGAGAGGAGGAGGUGUUCUGUGAGUCAAAUAUUUGGGUCGAGGUGCAAACGCACAACAACGCAGGGAGUUCGUCAGCUGAUGUUGAUGGGCUGAGACUGAGAGACAUCGCGUUCGGUAUCCUUGUAAGGAUCAACUCCUGCUCUUGUUUUGACCUUGAGCCUGUCCCCCUUCGUGACUCGAUGACAAGCAUGCUGGUGAAGGUCUCCUCGGGCCCAUGGACCCUCGCGCGCACUCUCACGUCAUACAAGAAGAGAAACCUGCUGGUGGAGCUGGGGCAGCUGAUCGUGUUUGUCCAAGAGAGAGAUGAGCUGCUGAUGGAGAUUGCUCGGAGAUUCACUCCGCAUGUCUUUGGCUUUCCAAGGAGGAUAGUUGUUCGCUCAGUUGACGUGGAGGUGACGCAGAUUGAAGAAGACUUCGCGCUUGUGGAGGAGCUGGAACGAGCGUCAGCCAUUCUCCGCAGCUCUAUGGCGUUGCUGUCUCAGGACAACACGUCCAUGUCGGAGGGUCAAGUCCGUGCAGUCAGACUUCGGCAUCGCAAGAUGCCCGGGGAGCCUCUCUGGGUAGAGAGGUCCCACUACUCUGCAGGACGGCACCUCGUCGGAGACGUGGACCUGACGCACCUGCUGCACUACCUCCACUUUUCUAAUGACAUCGAGAUCCGGUUCCCUGGGAGAGUCAAGGAUUGCUCUCCGACAGGCUCUGCUGAUCAACACGUCAAGUUCUACUGCAGCAAAGUACAACAUGCCGAGUACACCAACAACCCUUGCAUGUACAAGAGAGACUGGCUUACAGGCCCGCUGGGAAGACAUCUUGAGUGGGACGAUUACAACACCAUGGAGCGGAGGGUUGCGUCGUGGUGGUCACGGCAGGAUUUCUCUGUCGCUCAAGGGGAUGGCCUCUUCCUGCAUGAGAGAGUCGACGGGAUGCGCAUCGGGCAGCUCUGGAAUCCACUCGAGUGGUUGAAGUUCCCGUAUUCCGCCCUGGGAUCGCCCUGUUUGGUAGGUUUGGUUGCUGGGAGGAGGUUCUUCCGACACGUACACCUCGUCUUCUUGAGUGGAGGAGCUGCUGCUGAGGGGCAGGGGGAGGGGCAGGGAAGGGGAGAGGAGGAGGAGGCGAUGGCAUGGAGGGCGUUUGCUGGGUCAAAAAAUUUCACAUUCACACGUCUGAGCCCGCGGGAGGAAUUUGAAAGUUUCCUCGCGGUCACGGACAGUUGCGACGUGAUUCAUCUAUGGAGCGACUCGCCGCUGUGGGUGCGAUGGUUGGAGGGAGUCAGAGGUGCUGAGGUUGUAGACAAGGAGAUUCUCGGCUUCUUCUCGACUUCAGUCGUCUUGAGCCUUCCGUUCCCGAGGCCCGGCGACCCUCCUGAGGCUCAGUCGCAGGCACGCGCUAUAGGAAAGCUGUAUGCUGUCUUUGUUUGCCUGCCCCAGGGAGAGGAGGAGCGGAGGAGAGAGGCGGCGGGGCUGCUGGGAGCUGUGGAGGGAGGAUGCGACGAUGGCUACUCACGCGUGCUGGAGGAGGCGGCCAAGAUGAGGAGGAGGAAGCUGAGGUAA